This is a messenger RNA of Pocillopora damicornis (cauliflower coral), 931 nucleotides long. RefSeq names its product stimulated by retinoic acid gene 6 protein-like. Gene Ontology annotation, biological process: vitamin A import into cell. Gene Ontology annotation, molecular function: signaling receptor activity; retinol transmembrane transporter activity. The record is from RefSeq and is a predicted model, not a curated record. NCBI's taxonomy places the organism in Eukaryota, Metazoa, Cnidaria, Anthozoa, Scleractinia, Pocilloporidae. Gene Ontology annotation, cellular component: plasma membrane.
CACUUGUGAGGAACACGGCGCACAGCAGUUUAACAUCGGGCAUGCGCGAGGUGAUCAAUUCUGGCUAGCCGUGCGCCAAUUUCCGCCUUAAAGGAUAACAUAAGAAACAAACGCUCUUUCGCAAAAUAGGCGAAAUAAAAUUGCAACGCUCCUAGAUGUCUGCAAAAGGAAGCAAGGGUGGCGAGGAAAUCUGCGAUACACGUUUGGCCAGAGAAACGGAGAUCGCUCACAUGAGGGAACUCCUGUAUCCAGGAUCAAUUUCGGGGAAUAUGGUUGGAUUAAACUGGUUUUCAAGGCUGCUUCUUCUUUUCUACAAACCAAGGAAAGAUUUCAAAUUUUCGACGCAAUUCAUUUCAACAACUUUGGUUAGCGCUUUAAUGAUCCUUCAGGUUUUCAUGGCAGUUCUUUCCCCAAUGGACGUGAUCAGAAGGGUUUAUAUUGAAAAAUACAAAACUCAUGGGGACACCAGCUCGGCUAAUUUUGUAGACGUCCUCUUUGGCGGGAUAGAAGCAGGACUUGUCUUGUCUCGUGUCAUUUCUCUUUUGAUGUUGUCCACUUCAUGAAAUGCCAUCGAGAACACGUGCUUCAGUUGUAUCAAGGGCAAGCAACAUUUUCAAAGGACCUGCUCUGACACCCGCAGCUUCAGUGGUACGUACUGUGGUUAACUGACGGAUAAUAGGAAGUUUAAGAAACGAAGACAGCGGUUGGUUAAAAAAUGAACUUAUAUUUUACCUACGAAUCUCGCGAUACUCUAAAGUCAUGUACUUUCUUUCUCGCUGUCAAAAUAUCUUGAAACUGAAUAUGGAACACAGCGUAAAAUUAGAAAUGGAAGUUUAAAAAAAUAGCCGUCGCCGUUCACGUUCUCCAGAGAACGCAAAUUGGGUCAUUUCACGUUGUUGUUCUGCAGAUUUACGCAAAGAAAUUUACAAAG